AUGCCAUUGUCUCUGCGGUUGAAAAACACAGCGUCUGUAGCGCGGGACCAUCUUGCAAACGAACGAACAUUCCUGGCGUGGCUGCGCACAAGCCUGACCUUCACCAGCGUGGGGGUGGCACUGACCCAGCUGUUUCGGCUGCCCAGUCUAGUUGAAAAUCCACUAGCAAUGCGUGCAAGCUCUAUAAUGGGCAGUGUCGUUGUCGGAAUGGGUAUCAUCACGACAGUCCUUGGGCUCAUUCGGUACUUCCACGUGCAGCAGGUUCUUCAGGAGGGCGAGUUCCCGGUAACGAGGUAUAUGAUCAUUGUAUUAUUCACACUAACUUUCGCAAUCGUCGCAGUCGCACUCGCGAUUCUUAUCGAAACAGUCGCCGACAAUACGUAG
This is a messenger RNA of Wickerhamiella sorbophila, 384 nucleotides long. RefSeq lists its product as hypothetical. NCBI's taxonomy places the organism in Eukaryota, Fungi, Ascomycota, Dipodascomycetes, Dipodascales, Trichomonascaceae. Bases 1 to 384 code for a protein of 127 amino acids. The record is from RefSeq and is a predicted model, not a curated record. The transcript is spliced from 2 exons.